Molecule: messenger RNA, 1834 nt
Organism: Cariama cristata (Red-legged seriema)
Lineage: Eukaryota; Metazoa; Chordata; Aves; Cariamiformes; Cariamidae
Gene: VIPAS39
Product: VPS33B interacting protein, apical-basolateral polarity regulator, spe-39 homolog
Exons: 19
Biological process (GO): intracellular protein transport; vacuolar transport
Cellular component (GO): cytoplasm
Source: RefSeq, a predicted model, not a curated record
GCGGACGAGGAGGAGUACUGGCACAGCUCCAAGUUCCGGGCCUUCACCUUCGACGACGAGGAUGAUGAGCUCUCACAGCUAAAGGAAUCCAAAAGGGCAGUGAAUAGCCUUCGGGAUAUCGUUGAUGAUGAUGAUGAUGAUGACCUUGAGAGGGUCAGCUGGAGUGGAGAACCUGUGGGAAGUAUCUCCUGGUCAAUCAAAGAGACAGCCUCCAGCAGCACUACCUCACUGGAGGGCCGAGACUCCAGCCUACAGAAGGGCUCUUCCUCCUAUGCUGCUUUUCCCAAACAAGCUUCCUCCUAUUCCCUAAGCAGCCUAUUCAAAGGACGAAGCAAACUUCCAAGUUUCCAGUCCCUUUCAGAUGCCCUCUCUGACAUCGGAGUUAAAAACUACGCCCCGGAGCUGCGCAGACCGAAAGCUGAGUACAAGGAUUACAGCAGUGAUUGGAGCCCCAGAGACAGCGUCAGGCGAAUGCAGAGGGGCAAGGUCUGCUCUCUAGAGAGAUUUCGCUCCCUGCAGGACAAGCUGGUGCUCUUGGAUGAAGCUGUGGCAGGGCAUGAUGGGAAUGUCAUUACAGCUGUCCUGAUAUUCCUAAAACGGACACUAAGGAGAGAGAUCUUGUUUCGGGAGCUGGAGGUGCGGCAGGUGGCCUUGUGUCAUCUGAUCCAUUUCCUCAAAGAGACGGGUGAGCAGAAGUUGCUUCUGGAUCUGCUCAGGUUCCUAGACAGGACUGAGGAAGUUGCUCUGUCCCAGUACCGGGAGCAUUUGAACAUCCAGGAUGUAGAAAAAAGGAGGGAAUUUCUGAAAGGCUGCAUUGGGCUGCCAUUUUCAGCUGAGGAUACCUCCCACAUCCAAGACCAUUAUACCUUGUUGGAGAGACAGAUCAUCAUUGAGGCCAAUGAUCGGCACUUGGAGACGGUUGGGCAGUCAGAGAUAUUUCGAAAAUAUCCUCGCAAAGCUUCAAUUCUCAACAUGCCACUAGUGACCACCCUCUUCUAUUCCUGUUUCUACCACUACACAGAGGCUGAGGGAACAUUCAGCAGCCCGACCAACCUGAAGAAAACAUUUAAGAUUCCUGACAAGCAGUAUGUGCUAACUGCCCUGGCUGCCCGUGCCAAGCUUCGAGCCUGGGAUGAUGUGGAUGCCCUCUUCACCACCAAGAACUGGCUGGGCUACACCAAGAAGAAGGCACCUAUUGGCUUCCACCGGGUGGUGGAGAUCUUGCAGAGGAACAAUGCUCCUGUGCAGGUGCUGCAGGAGUAUGUGCGCCUGGUGGAGGAUGUGGAGACACGGUUGAACCUUGCCACCAAAUACAAGUGCCAUGAUGUUGUCAUUGAGACGUACAGGGAUCUAAAGGAUCGCAUCCAGCUGACAGCAUAUAAAUGCAAGGUGGAACGAGGCUCUGCAGAAGAAGAGAAGAUAAACAGCAUUCUCAACAACAUGCAAAUCCGAUGGAAGAACUGAGCACCUGUGAAGCAGCCUGCUUGGCCGUUGCCUUGCCAGUGAAAGAGGAAACUGCAAAACACAGUCCAGUGCCAACAGAGCAACUCUGGUACUACUAACUUCAUGAUCAACGUUCGUCAGUGACAGUGGGUGCCCGUGGCUUGUGGGACAGUGGCAUUCAGGCUGGUUGAAGGCAGCUACUCCAAUGUAGCCAGCGAAACCAUGGUACUGAUCCACCAGGGUUGAUUCUUUUUGGAAUCUGAUUCUCUUUGACUUGACUGUAAGCCAGGCAUCGCUUUUGUUUACAGAGGGAAGUUGCUGGGCACAGCAAGGUUACAUUUCCGCUGGGUGGUGCCUGGGCUUAUUCUCACAAGAGGAACAGGUCAGUCAC